Morchella importuna is the source of this 2352-nucleotide messenger RNA. RefSeq lists its product as uncharacterized. The transcript is spliced from 8 exons. Gene Ontology annotation, biological process: regulation of ER to Golgi vesicle-mediated transport; retrograde vesicle-mediated transport, Golgi to endoplasmic reticulum; endoplasmic reticulum to Golgi vesicle-mediated transport. Gene Ontology annotation, cellular component: Dsl1/NZR complex. The record is from RefSeq and is a predicted model, not a curated record. Bases 1 to 2352 code for a protein of 783 amino acids. Lineage: Eukaryota; Fungi; Ascomycota; Pezizomycetes; Pezizales; Morchellaceae.
AUGUCCGGCAAUCUCGACGGAACACCAGUGGAUUCCCGGGGAAAGGAUAGUCCUGUUGAGGACUAUCUAAAUGAUAAAUUUCAGACAUUGAGCGAUUUGGAAAACCUCGACGCCCUGCUCACAAUAGUUCAGACACAGCAGUCGCAGCUCCGUGAUCAGCUUCAAGAAGCAGAAACAAGAGCUGACAAAGCCCGGAAUGCUGCUAAAGAACAUUCACAAAACGUCCUGAUACAGGCGCAGCUAUUCCGACAAGAGCAGGAAGACAUUGACCGCCGUUUAAGAGCCACUACUUCAUCAGAAACUGCACAGGAUGCCGCACGCGAAUUUGAAACUAGCAUGGAGAAACUCCGAAGAUUAGAUGUCGCAAAGGGAUAUAUUGCAUUGAUCAUUGAGGUUAAUAAACUAUCCGAGGAGGCGCGAAAGCUUAUUCAAAAAGACCCUAAAUCUGCUCUGGUCCCGUACAAUAAGUUGCAGCAUUUAGCAAAAUCACUAAAGAUUCGUCAUGAGGCAUCAGAGAGCGCCGCAGUUCACUUAGUUGAUUUUGUUGAAAAAACCACCAGCACUCUUUGGGAUGAGAUGAAGGACAAGCUUGCUGGGGAGUUUCAAAACGUACUCGGGAAAAUGGGCUGGCCAGCACCGAAAGUAGACCUAAAUAAAUUCCCGGAGUUUCAAAAGGGCUUUGACAAGCUGUUGGUUUUACAGGAACCUGAGAUUAAAUCGGGAUUGAAAGAUAAGCCAUUGCUACCUCUUGAAGUUCUGGUGAAACCAUUGGAGCUUAGGUUUAGAUAUCACUUUGAGGGAGACAAACAAACAAACCGUGUGGAUAAGCCGGAAUGGUUCCUUUCGCAAUUGAUUACCCUAAUUACAACUUAUAAUCCGUUUCUUUGCUCAUCCAUACAACCGAUUUUGUCGUCUUCUGAAAACCCACACGUUUCCUCUCGCGACGCUGUAAAUGAAUUCAUUACCGCGCUCCUACCAGUACUUCGACGCAAAAUUCACAAUCUACUUCCUCAAAUUCUGGACCAAGCACAGCUCUUGAGUCAUUUUAUCCAUGAAAUGAUUAAAUUCGAUGCCGUACUUAGGGACGAAUUCUCGUACGUGCCUUAUGGAGAAAAUGGAUGGAAAGGCGUGACACACGAGGUACUGACGGUAGAGAAUGGGUUUGCUGGGUGGAUAAAAGUGGAGAAAGAGUUUGCUUUAUCGAGAUAUCAUAAUAUCCUCAAUGCCGAGGAUGCAUGGGUUAUUGAUUACGAUAGUGCAGGCCCGAAUGACGCAAAACCAACAAAAUCCGCACUCCGAUUGAAAGAUCUUUUAGAGACAAUCACAGAUCGAUACCGCCCUUUGACAUCUUUCAGCCAGCGUCUUAGUUUCUUAAUGAAUAUCCAAAUAUCUAUCCUAGACCAAUAUCUCAACCGUCUCCAGUCAAGUAUCGAUGCCUUUAGUAUACUUUCGUCAUCAAUCGCAAGGGCUGUUCAAGGAACAAGUAAAGAGGAGGUGCAAUCCCUCUCCGGCCUUGGUGGUCUGGAAAGGUUAUGCAAAGUUUACGGGAGUGCCACAUUCCUUGAGGAUUGUACACGAGAUUGGGAUGAGGACCCUUUUUUCCUGGAACUCUGGGAGGAGUUGCAGACCCGCGCCCAGAAAUCGCAACAAAGCAAUUCGAAUAAAUCUUUGACAGGUACUAUGAAUGUAGAAGAGGUUGCAAACGUUACUAGUAAUGCAGUCGUUUCUGGAGAUGACGAUGGUGCGUUAUUUGAUAAUAUUGCCGAAGCAUACAAGAGCCUUAGGACUAGAGCAGAAGAGAUGAUUGUGGAAUUAUUGUUGGGAAGUAUUAAAGAAGAAUUGAAAUCUUAUUCAAGAAUAACACUUUGGUCAUCUAUUGAUAUGGAUCGGGGCGACUCUACAAUUUCCCCUGAAAUCGUUCCUGCCGUAGCAACACUCAACUCCUUCCUUGACUUCCUUUCAAAAACCGUUGCUGCUGCAGUCUUCAGGAGAGUUUUUCGCAAGCUCGGUGCUGGAAUUCAGGACUGGAUGUGGGACUAUGUUAUCACGAGAAAUCAAUUCUCUUCUGCGGGGGGAAGCCAGUUCUCCAGCGACAUUAACGAAAUAUGGAAAACUUGCUCGAGAUAUGUAGAGGAGCCGACGGCAUCAAUGAGGAAGUUGAAAGAUUCCUGUGUUUUACUCACACUUUCAACUUCUCCGGCUGAAGGAAGCCUUGGGCUCAAGGAGGUAGCCAGGUCCGUUUUCGAAGGCAAUGACAAAGCCAGAGAUACCUUAGGGAGGUUAGGGUUGGCGAAUCUAUCGGCCAAUGAUGCGAGAACUGUGUUGCAAAGAAGAGUAGAGGCUUUUGCUUAG